AUGCGUGGCACUGGCAAUGGUGAUGACGACGUCGAUAUCAAUUAUGUUCAUUCUCCCGCCUACCGCACCCUCUACCGCAAUGCCUCCAACACUGCCUUUACCCCGGCCCUGUAUCGCGGACUGUAUCAGGGCGUCGGGAGCGUAAUCAUCGCCACUCUCCCCUCCUCGGGCGCCUUUUUCAGCACAUAUGAGGGCAUCAAAACCCUCUUCGGCGAUAAUGGAAAUGCCGUCGUGAAUGCGGCUGCUGCCUCAGGCAUCGCUGAGCUGGUGUCGUGUGCCAUUCUCACGCCCGCCGAGGUCUUGAAACAGAAUGCGCAGAUGGUCAACCAUGACAAUGUGAAUACUACUUUGAAGAAUGCGAAGAAUGCGAAGAAUCCUUCCAAGAAUGCCACGCUGCACACUCUGCAACGCUUCCGCUCCAACCCUCUCGCUCUGUGGCGCGGCUAUGCUGCAUUGGCCGGCCGCAAUCUGCCCUUUACCGCCAUGCAAUUCCCCCUGUUCGAGCACAUCAAAACCAGCAUUCGCCGCCAUCGAGACGACCGCGGCACCCGCACCAACACGCUGCUCGAGAGCGCCAUCAUUACCGCCGUGAGCGCCGGCGCCGGCGGCAGUGUUGCUGCCGUCGCCACCACCCCCGUCGACGUGGUCAAGACGAGGCUCAUGCUGUCGGCCAUUGACCACCAACCGCACUCGCUGCACACGGCCGAGACCACCACCACCACCACCGCUGCCGCCGCCGCCAGCACUGCUGCUGCUGCUGCUCGCCAGUCGGUCAAACAGGCCAAGGAUGCCGUCGUGGAUGCCACCGCCCACACCAUUGCAGCCGCACGCCAGAACCCCUGGGAGGCAUGGAAAGGCGCUACCUCUGCUGCACCCGGCCGGAAGUCCAGUCUCACCGUGGCCCGCGAAGUGAUGCAGCAAGAAGGCGUCAAGGGAUUGUUUCGUGGCGGCGCUCUGCGCGCCGUCUGGACCAUGAUCGGAAGUGGCCUGUACCUCGGUGUCUACGAAACGGGACGAAUCUAUCUGGCCCAGCGGAGACGUGUCGGUGACGAGGCCGAAGAAUAGGUACAUGUAUCUGCCCGAGAGGGAACGAGGCACCUAAUGUCGCUGGUGUCGGUGUGUCUACAGUAGAAAGAUAGUGUCAGACCCGUUGGAGAACCUCGGCUACCUAUUCCUAGGCACCUCUCACAAUACCUACCUUACCUACCCUACCUACC
This is a messenger RNA of Sphaerulina musiva SO2202, 1217 nucleotides long. RefSeq names its product mitochondrial carrier. Gene Ontology annotation, molecular function: S-adenosyl-L-methionine transmembrane transporter activity. The transcript has 3 exons. The record is from RefSeq and is a predicted model, not a curated record. The coding region runs from base 1 to 1065 and encodes 354 amino acids. NCBI's taxonomy places the organism in Eukaryota, Fungi, Ascomycota, Dothideomycetes, Mycosphaerellales, Mycosphaerellaceae. Gene Ontology annotation, cellular component: mitochondrial inner membrane.